Messenger RNA from Neltuma alba, 663 nucleotides. Its product is annotated as glutathione S-transferase 3-like. Bases 1 to 663 code for a protein of 220 amino acids. The transcript is spliced from 2 exons. Gene Ontology annotation, biological process: glutathione metabolic process. The record is from RefSeq and is a predicted model, not a curated record. Gene Ontology annotation, cellular component: cytoplasm. Gene Ontology annotation, molecular function: glutathione transferase activity. Lineage: Eukaryota; Viridiplantae; Streptophyta; Magnoliopsida; Fabales; Fabaceae.
AUGUCCAAGGCAGGUGAAGUUGUUCUUCUGGACUUCUGGGCAAGUCCAUUCUGCCUGAGAGCAAGAGUUGCUCUGGAAGAAAAGGGUGUGGCGUACGAGAGCAGGGAAGAGAACCUGCUUGGAGGAAAAAGUGAUCUUUUGCUCAGCUCUAAUCCCAUUCACAGGAAAGUCCCUGUGUUACUGCACAAUGGCCUGCCUGUGCUGGAGUCUUCAAACAUUGUUGCUUAUGUUGAUGAGGCCUGGCCUUCCAAACCUCUGCUUCCGACCAACCCAUACGAGCGUGCACAAGCUCGUUUUUGGGCUGACUAUAUUGACAAAACGGUAUUUGAGACUGGAAAGGGAAUUUGGUUAAGCAAGGGAGCAGAAGAGCGAGAAGCGGCCGUGAAGAACUUAAUUGAAGUAGUCAAGAAUUUGGAGGGAGCUCUAGGCGACAAAGAUUUCUUUGGUGGUGACGCCUUUGGGUAUGUGGACAUCAUAGCAAUGGGCCCGGCCUCAUGGUUUUAUGCUUACGAGGAAAUUGGGGGAUUCAAACUGGAAGACCACUGUCCCAAAUUCUCAUCUUGGAUGCAGAGAUGCUUGCAAAGGCCCUCUAUUGCCAAAACCUAUCCGGACCCAGAAAAAGUUCACCAGCUUGUUGUCAAAUUAUCCGAGAUCAUGGGGUAA